AUGGAAAGCUUGAUUGGUGGGGAAUGCGGGAGUCCUGUCUUGUUUGAUGACGAUGAUGGUGACGACAGCGACGUCGACAACGAUGUUGGCGGAGAACUGGGGGGGAUAGACGCAUGCAUGCAGGACAUGCAGCAGCAACAGCAGCGGCGGCAGCUUGCACACGAUGACCGCGACAGCGAUGACGACUUCAUGUUGGUGCUGACGCAGUGCACGCGUGCACCCAAUCACAUGCAGGCGAAGGACACUGCUGUGGAUCGGGAGCACAGUGACCCAUCGCUACAGGAGGAAGAGGAAGGAGGGGAGAACGACGAGAGUCAUGGUGGUAGUGGCGAUGCCGUUCAGACUUUGAGCCGUUCAUGCGAAGGAGAAGAGUCUACGGAUACCACCGAUGCAUCAAAUGUCAUCGUCAUUGACGAUGACGAUGACAUUGACACCGAUGACGAUGAUGACACCGAUGAGGCGCAACAGCUACAGUACAUACAGCAACAGCAACAGUACACACAGCAACAGCAACAGUACACACAGCAACAGCAACAACUCAGGCAUUGGGACCGUCAAGGGCCCAUCUUGCCUGUACGUGAUUCCACCAUGAGUAGCUGCUUCAGCAUGCACCAUCAACGUCAGCGCGCCGGCAGCGAUGCGAGCGACAAUGAUGUGGAGGCCACGGUGGCAGCGCUCGAGCAAGUGUGGCACAUACACGCUGCAACAGCUGAAGGCGCAGCCGAUGGCGUUUCCACCCACCGCAUGGCCUCUCCCGUGAUAACAUCUGAGGCAGAGCCGAGCACCAGCGCCAUCGCCACCACCCCAGUCGUCAACAACGAGCGGCACGAGAGGGGAGCCAACAGCCCAAGACGCAAGCAUCCCAAGACGUCGGCGUCGUCGCUGUCGGCAUCAUCGUCAUCCUCAGCGCCAACAGCAGGCGCUACUGGUGCAGCUCCGGUGAAACCGCACACAAACACCGCGGGCAGGGCGAACGCAUUUGAUGUGCUGAUGCGAGCAUCAAAGCGGGAGGCACAGCAGCCACUUAUGCGUAGGGGGUCGAGUAAGGAAAGCGGCAGCGACGCCAGCACUCAUGGGCUACCGCGUCGUCUGCGGCAGUGCCCUUUCUACAAGUGGGUCAAGGAUACUUCGUUCACAGUGGACGCGUUCAGCUACGGAGCAAUCCCCAACUGCACAGCGUACUUCCUGUCCCACUUCCACGCCGACCACUACACGGGGCUCACCAAGUCUUUUCCCGCAAAAGUCUAUUGCAGCGAGGCGACGGCGCGUCUGUGCACACUUCUUCUUCGCGUUCCGCCAGAGAAACUCAACCCGCUUCCAAUGAACACUCCAGUCAAGGUGCAAGGAGUUACUGUGGAAUUGAUUGACGCAAACCACUGCCCUGGCGCCGCCGUGAUCGUCUUCACACUCCCGUCAGGGCGCCGCCACGUGCAUACGGGCGAUUUCCGCGCGUGCGAGGCAAUCUGGCAACACACCUCCAUCGCUGGCAAACGCAUACACACCGUCUAUCUCGACACGACGUACUGUGACCCGCGCUACACGUUUCCAUCGCAGUAUGCGGUUCUCAACUUUGUGGCAAACCUUGCCAUCAAGUACCUCAAACGCCACCCGCACCUGUUGGUUGUGGUGGGCUCAUACACAAUUGGCAAAGAAAAGGUGUUCCUGUCCAUUGCGCGUGCUCUUGGAUGCCGCGUGUAUGCAAGCACACGCAAGCAGCAGAUAUUUGGCUGUUUGCAGGACGAUGCCCUGAACGAAGUGCUAACAGAUAACCCACUCGAGGCCCAAGUGCAUGUCACUUCCAUGUCAACCGUCAACCUUGAUAACCUCGCGCGCUACUACCGUGAGGGAUACGGCUUCCGCAAGCGGUUUGAGCACGUGCUUGGCUUUCGGCCAACGGGGUGGACCCAUUCCCAGAAGCUCCCCGCACUCUCGUUCAUCAAACCAAAGACAAAGCGGAAUAUCACCGUCUACGUGUUCUACUUUGUGCUGGUGCUGUCGAGCUUCUACAUGUUCCAGGGCUUUGGGGGCGUCUUCAACUACGGCAUCUCCACGCUCUUCGCCUGCGCCGUCGCCGUCUUCCUGAGCACAGGAUCAAAGUGA
This is a messenger RNA of Salpingoeca rosetta, 2100 nucleotides long. RefSeq lists its product as uncharacterized. The coding region runs from base 1 to 2100 and encodes 699 amino acids. The record is from RefSeq and is a predicted model, not a curated record. The transcript is spliced from 11 exons. Gene Ontology annotation, biological process: protection from non-homologous end joining at telomere; interstrand cross-link repair; double-strand break repair via nonhomologous end joining. Lineage: Eukaryota; Choanoflagellata; Craspedida; Salpingoecidae. Gene Ontology annotation, molecular function: 5'-3' DNA exonuclease activity; damaged DNA binding.